CCUGUCAGGCUGACAACAGGACAGAGGGAGGAAAGGGAAGCUUAAAUGAGUGAGUGGCAGGGGGCAGGGAGGAGGAGGGGGAGGAGGAGUGACAGAAUGGUAGAGUGAAUUAAUUCAACCUUAACCAGCCCUGAUUGACUCGAUACCAAACUGGCAUGUACAAACAUUUGCAGUGACACCAAAGCCAUGGAGAGAGAGAAGAGGAAUGACAUGUCCUUCUCUAGAAAGAGAAGUUUCACUUUUGGGGCAUAUGGCGGUGUAGACAAAUUCACGUGCGGAGAUGAGACAAGACCUGAUGUGGUGGAAGAAAACAUCCUGGACAUUCUGGACUCUCCUACCGGUGACAGCAAACGCUUUGUUUCAUCCAGCAGUAACCAGAGGGACACAGAGCUGUUCGAAAUCAUUGAGAAGCUGCAGGGCAGCAGGAUCGAUGAGCAGCGUUGUGAAUUCCCACUGCCUCUGAAGCUGACUGAGGCAGACAUACUGAGUAACAACGAGGAGAGUGAGGAGUUUAACGAGUUCCUGUCAAUUCUGGGAGACACAGUUCAGCUGCAGGGAUUCAAGGGCUUCAGGGGGGGACUUGACGUGUGUCAUGGCCAGACGGGAAAUGAAGCAGUAUUUACUUCCUUCCAUGGAAGAGAAAUCAUGUUUCAUGUCGCAACUAAACUCCCUUUCACAGAGGGUGACCCACAGCAGCUGCAGAGAAAAAGACACAUUGGUAAUGACAUUGUAGCUUUGGUCUACCAGGAGGGCAAAACCCCUUUUCUAUGUGAUGUCAUCAAGUCUCACUUUCUGCACUGUUUCCUGGUGGUGAGAAAGAUUCAGAGGGAGGAAGACGCUGGUGGAGCUGCCUACAAGCAUUCUCAGUUGAGAGAAUUCCUUCUGACCAAGAUGAUCAAUGCAGAGAUUUCCUGCUAUAAGGCCGAGCAGUUCAGCCGACUGGAGCUGCGCACGCGGUCAUCGUUGCUGGAGAGCUUGCAGACUGAACUCCUCAACCGUUCCCAGUGCAUGGUGGGAGAUCCAUCACUGGCCGCGGUCCCAACCACUGAGGGUGUGAGGGGUGGAUCUGAGGGAAGUGGGGGGUUUAUUGAAAAUUUUAAGGGCUGGCAGAAGAAGAGUUUUAAGCAAAGGCGCACCGCAGACCUCACGAUGACCUCCAGGAAAGUGGUGGAGUUGUUCUACGACGUGGUGUCGCCCUACUCCUGGCUCGGCUUCGAGGUUAUGUGUCGCUACAGAAAAGUGUGGGACAUCGAGCUGAAACUGCGCCCUGCUUUUCUGGGCGGCGUCAUGCAGGGAGCAGGCAAUAAGCCCCCUGGCUUGGUUCCCAACAAAUUCCUGUACAUGAUAAGCGACCUCAACAACUUGUCCAAAUACUUUGAUGUCCCUUUGCAGCCACCGUCCGACCCUUUUGAAGUUAUGUUUAAAAAAGGCUCCUUGAAUGCAAUGAGAUUUGUGACCGCGGUUAAGGAAAAGGAGAAAGAUGGAGACAAGCAGGUGGAGCAGGUUUCCCGCGAGCUGUGGAGACGGAUCUGGAAUGAAGACAAAGACAUCACGGAGCCUGCAUCUCUGACCGAGGUUGCGGCAAAGAAAGCGGGAUUGUCUGACAGUGAGAUUGAGGAGGCUCUGAAACUGUCCAACUCCAAGGAAAUCAAAGACAAGCUUAAAAAUGCAACCCAGGAUGCUCUCAAUUAUGGGGCGUUUGGUUUCCCCAUGGUGGUGUGUCAUGUCCAUGGGAAGACGGAGAUGUUUUUUGGAUCUGACAGAUUUGAGCUCAUGGCCCACUGCAUCGAGAUUCGUGUGUACGAGCAGGAGGUGAUUGUGGUGCCCGUCCUCCUGCUGGCUAGCUUUGUGGUGACUUUGGUUUUCAUUCUCCUGCUGCGCUUCUGCCCAGAGAGGGUUGAUCGAAUCCGCCCACAAAGCUUCAAGCCUAGUUCCAGAAGAGUGCUGCAUGGCAUUGAUGCUCCUCCAGGUAUCAAUGUACUUGAGCAUGAAAGCAUCGCUUUGGAUGUCCCCAGUUCCUACUCCACCUUCCAGCCCCCCAACGCUUACCUCACCAAAACCCUGUCCACGACCGUGACGCAACCGUCUUUCACCCCCAGCCCCCCACCGCAGCCCGAGGCCCACAAGCCCAGUUUCACUCCUAUUGUCCAGCCUAGAGAGUUGCCUCGCCAGAGGCUGCCCGAGUCCUUCAACCUGGUGAGCCCUCUGCCUGCGGCCUUCACCCUGCGCUCCGACUCCUCCGUGUCCCUCUACAGGGCGCGCAUGGAAAACAGGAAUGUGGUACUACGGGUGCUGAAUGACUCGGCUGAUGCUACGGAGAGACACAGCUUCCUGGGCUUCGCAUCCUUCCUGGCCCAGCUCGGACCACAUCCGUUCCUGCCAGAACUCUUAGGUGUGGUCUCACUGCGGGCCCCCCUGGUCACCGUUGUAGAAGAGCUUGAAAACAGAGACCUGCUCAGCUACUUGUGGCGAUGCAGACAGGACAAUGUGGAUCCUCCAUGCGAAAUGACUGAGAGACGAAUAUUUACUAUGGCUAAACAAGUGACCUCUGCACUGGAGUUCCUUCACAGCAAAGAUCUCCUCCAUGGAAACAUCCGGGCCCGGAGUGUGCUGGUCAGCGGUCAGUUCACAGCUAAGCUCUGGGGCCUGCAUGGAGUCUACGCAAGAAAGAACAAGGUAGCCGGUCAGAGGGACGAUCCCAGCAUGAAGAAAUGGCAAGCCCCAGAGCUCUUGGUGAAGAGACCUGCGAGUCAGAGCAGUGACAUCUGGUCAUUUGGCGUGUUAUUGUAUGAAAUGGCAACUUUGGGUGACGCUCCAUUCGCUGAGAUUUCAGUUAAUGAGCUGCUGCAGUUCCAUCAAAGAGGAAAAAGUCUGAAAAAGCCCCCAAACUGCUCCACAGCACUACACGCCCUCAUUAAAAGCUGCUGCCAGUGGAAAGAUCAAGAUCGUCCAUCCAUGGCUGAAGUGAGCCGAAAGCUGGUUUCAGCAGAGAAAAAUGCCUCUGACAAAGUGCUCAAGGCGUCUGGACCAGUAAGCGUGGAGCAGUACCUGAAGGAAGCAGGAUACGGGGAAACCAACAGUUACACCGUUCUCUGAUUGCCGCCUGUGCCGAAGAACAUAAUUGCCCGACAGUCUCGCCCCCUGAUGCUACAUUUUUAUUGGUAUUUUUCUGACAUAACACAAGGGUUCCAAAGUACAUAUGACCGCUUUGAGCAAUGAAUUGGUUCCCUUUGUGUCUUCUCAUUCUCCAGAUUCAGACAACUGAGAGGAAAACUAAUGUUUUAUGUAAUUCUAAGAACCUCCACAAGGACAGGGCAUGUAUCUUUGUCUAUGACAGACAAGGUUUUGAUCAAUUGUUGUAACAGAUCAAUAUGUUGUAAACCUGACUGGUUUACAGCGGCUGCUUGAGGUUAAUCCUGUCUGCAUGUGAUGGUUUUCAGACAUUCCUUUUGAGGAUACCAGUGUAAAUUAUUAAAGGAUGUGCUGCCAACACAAUUUUGGAUGAAGCCAAAUCAUGCAAAUCAGUAAAUGAAGGUUAAAGAGAUACUGAGAUUAUUAGAGCUGUUACCCAUAUAUUUCUAUAUAGUGUCUACUCUUAUGUCAGUUAUUAGCAUUAAAUGAGCUCGAAGUGUUUACACAAACUCAAAUAUAAAUAAAAGUUUAAAUCGCAG
Messenger RNA from Menidia menidia (Atlantic silverside), 3671 nucleotides. NCBI's taxonomy places the organism in Eukaryota, Metazoa, Chordata, Actinopteri, Atheriniformes, Atherinopsidae. The record is from the annotation of a GenBank genome assembly.